GAAAUAUAGUAGCAGCCAUGAUAGAAGACAAAGGACCAAGAGUGACAGACUACUUUGUCGUAGCUGGUCUCACUGACACAUCUACCCUUUUGGAUCAAGAAAUAAAUCGUUUAGAUACUAAGUCAACUGGACCUAAAGCUCCAAUUACAGACAUUGCUGUUAUUAUCAAAUCAGCUGGAGAAACAGUACCUGAAGGUUACACCUGUGUGGAAGCUACUCCAUCAGCUCUCCAGGCAAACCUGAAUUAUGGAAGUCUGAAAAGCCCAGAACUUUUCCUCUGUUACAAGAGAGGGAGAGAUAAACCACCCCUUACAGAUAUUGGAGUUCUAUAUGAAGGGAAAGAACGGCUUAUUCCAGGAUGUGAAGUGAUCCUAGCCACACCCUAUGGUCGCUGUGCCAAUGUCAACAAUAGUUCAACUACUUCACAAAGAAUCUUUAUCACUUAUCGAAGGGCUCCUCCAGUUCGACCCCAGAAUUCCUUGGCUGUAACUGAUAUCUGUGUUAUUGUAACCAGUAAAGGAGAAACUCCUCCUCAUACCUUCUGCAAAGUUGAUAAAAACUUAAAUUGUGGAAUGUGGGGUUCCAGCGUGUUUCUGUGUUAUAAGAAGUCUGUACCUGCUUCAAAUGCAAUAGCAUAUAAGGCUGGUUUAAUUUUUAGAUAUCCAGAAGAGGACUAUGAGUCAUUUCCACUCUCAGAAUCAGAUGUACCUCUCUUCUGCCUUCCUAUGGGAGCCACUAUUGAGUGCUGGGAUCCAGAAACCAAAUAUCCACUUCCAGUUUUUUCAACUUUUGUGUUGACAGGUUCUUCAGCCAAAAAGGUAUAUGGAGCUGCCAUUCAAUUUUAUGAACCAUACUCUCGGGAACUUCUAUCAGAGAAACAGCUUAUGCAGCUGGGCCUGUUGACGCCUGUGGAGAGAAAAAUGGUCUCCAAAUCCAUCAAUACAAACAAAUGCAUUUGUUUACUCUCACACUGGCCUUUUUUUGAAGCUUUUAGGAAAUUUCUUAUGUUUAUCUACAAACUUUCUGUGUCUGGACCACAUCCUCUUCCCAUUGAAAAGCACAUUUCACAUUUUAUGCAAAACAUCCCUUUUCCUUCACCACAAAGACCGAGAAUCCUUGUCCAGCUGUCAGUUCAUGAUGCAUUAAUAUUAUCACAGCCAGUUUCUACACCUUUACCACUAAGUGGAGCCAAUUUUAGCACCUUGCUAAUGAAUCUGGGUCCUGAGAAUUGUGCAACACUGCUGCUCUUUGUUUUACUUGAGAGUAAAAUUCUGCUGCAUUCUCUUAGGCCAGCAGUCUUGACUGGGGUUGCUGAAGCGGUUGUAGCUAUGAUCUUUCCAUUUCAGUGGCAAUGCCCAUAUAUUCCACUUUGUCCUCUUUCACUGGCUGCAGUGCUUAGUGCACCUUUACCAUUUAUAGUUGGAGUUGACUCAAGGUAUUUUGAUCUUCAUGACCCACCACAAGAUGUUGUUUGCAUUGACUUGGAUACGAACAUGUUAUAUGUAUCAGAUGAAAAGAAGAACAUGAACUGGAAGCAACUUCCCAAAAAGCCAUGCAAAAAUUUACUUAGCACGUUAAAGAAAUUGUAUCCCCAGCUGUCUUCAGUUCACCGAAAAACUCAAGAAGGCUCAGCAAUUGACAUGACUCCAAUUGAAGCAGAUUUCUCCUGGCAAAAGAAGAUGACACAGCUUGAGAUGGAAGUUCAAGAGGCAUUUUUACGCUUUAUGGCAUCUAUUUUAAAAGGAUAUAGAGCAUACCUCAGACCAAUCACAGAGGCUCCUUCAAAUAAAGCCACAGCUGCUGAUUCAUUAUUUGACCGACAGGGAUUUUUAAAAAGCCGAGAUCGUGCGUAUGCAAAAUUCUAUACCCUUUUAUCCAAAACACAGAUUUUUAUUCGUUUCAUUGAAGAAUGCAGUUUUGUAAGUGAUAAAGAUACCGGAUUAGCAUUUUUUGAUGAUUGCAUAGAAAAGUUGUUUCCUGAUAAAGGCACAGAGAAAACAGAUAAGGUUGAUUUUGAUUCAGCAGAAGAUACCAGAUUGAUAGAACUAGACGAUUCACAGAAAAGUGAGCAUACUGUAUUUAUUAUGCCACCAGAGCCACCUCCUAAUGAUGGAAAGGACCUGUCACCAAAGUACAGUUACAAAUACUUUCCAAGACUGGACCUUAAGCUUUUUGACAGACCGCAGGAGUUGAAACUUUGUUUUAGUAGACACCCUACUGGGAAUAGCAUUACAAACAGUCCAGCUCUCAUGGCUAAGAGAACUAAACAGGUCAGAUAUUCUUUAUCUAAUACAUGUUCAUUUAAGAUGGUAGUUUUGGAGAGCCCGUGGCCUAGCAGUACCCGCAGUGGUAUCUUCUUAUGGACGAAGGUACGGAAUGUGGUACGUGGCUUGGCACAGUUUAGGCAACCACUUAAAAAGACUGUGCAAAAAUCACAGGUCUCCUCAAUAUCAGCUCCUCAGAAUGUCACAGGUGGAAGUGAUGGGGACACGGUGAGCCACGGUAGCGUGGAUAGUUCUAAUGAUGCUAACAAUGGGGAGCACACAGUCUUCGUCAGAGAUUUAAUCAGGCUUGAGUCCAUUGAUAAUCACUCUAGCACAGGUGGUCAGUCUGACCAAGGAUAUGGGUCUAAGGAUGAACUUAUAAAGGAUGAUGCAGAAAUUCAUGUGCCUGAAGAACAAGCAGCAAAAGAAUUGAUAACUAAAACAGAAAUGCAAACAGAAGAGGUGUGUGAUGCCUCUGCUAUUGUGGCAAAACAUUCACAACCGAGUCCAGAGCCUCACAGUCCUACUGAACCUCCUGCAUGGGGCAGCAGUAUUGUGAAAGUUCCAUCUGGUAUAUUUGAUAUCAACAGCAGGAAAUGUAGCACUGGUAGUAUAUCAAAUGUGCUGUUUUCUACUCAAGAUCCAGUAGAAGAUGCAGUCUUUGGUGAAGCUACUAAUCUCAAGAAGAAUGGUGUUAGAGCAGAAAAAAGACAAAAGCAUUUUCCUGAGAGGAGUUGUAGUUUUAGUUCUGAAAGUCGAGCAGGAAUGUUGCUUAAGAAGAGUAGUCUGGAUUUGAAUUCAAGUGAAAUGGCUAUCAUGAUGGGAGCAGAUGCCAAGAUUCUCACAGCAGCAUUGACAUGCCCUAAGACUUCUCCACUUCAUAACGCAAGAACCCAUAGCUUUGAGAAUGUUAGCUGUCACCUACCUGAUAGUAGGACUUGUGUGUCUGAAAGCACUUGGAAUCCUGGGCACAGAUCACCUGUGGUGCCAGAGAUACUUGAGGAAAGCCAAGAACUCCUUGAGCCUGUGGUUGAUGACAUAGCUAAAACUACUGCAACAGAGGAUACGUAUGAGAGUCUACUCAGUGAUAGUGCCAGUAAUCAGUCCACAGACUUGAAAAUAGGAUCCAGAGAUCUGAAGAAUAAGAGAAGUAGUUUAUAUGGUAUUGCUAAGGUGGUUGAGAGGGAAGAUGUUGAAACCGGACUAGAUCCUUUGUCUCUUUUAGCCACUGAAUGUACAGGGGAAAAAACUCCUGAUUCUGAAGAUAAGUUAUUUUCUCCAGUUAUUGCACGUAAUCUGGCUGAUGAAAUAGAAAGCUAUAUGAACCUAAAAAGCCCCCUAGGUAGUAAAUCUUCUAGUAUGGAAUUACACGGAGAGGAAAACAGGGAGUCUGGCAUGACUGCUACAUUUAUUCAUGCUCUAGAGAGGAGAUCAAGCCUACCUUUAGAUCACGGUUCACCAGCACAGGAAAAUCCUGAAAGUGAAAAGAGCUCACCUGCAGUGUCCAGGUCUAAAACUUUUGCUGGGCGUUUCAAGCAGCAAACUCCCUCUCGAACUCAUAAAGAACGUUCAACUUCUUUGUCAGCGCUAGUGCGUUCUUCACCGCAUGGCUCACUGGGUUCUGUAGUAAAUUCUUUGUCAGGAUUAAAGCUGGAUAAUAUACUCUCAGGGCCCAAGAUAGAUGUCCUAAAAUCUGGCAUGAAACAAGCAGCGACAGUAGCCAGUAAGAUGUGGGUAGCUGUUGCAUCUGCCUACAGCUACUCAGAUGAUGAGGAAGAAACUAGUAGAGACUACAGCUUUCCAGCUGGCCUCGAAGACCAUAUUUUGGGGGAGAAUAUGUCACCUAACACAAGUAUCUCAGGGUUGGUCCCCAGUGAACUUACCCAGAGCAACACAAGCCUUGGCAGUAGCAGCAGUAGUGGAGAUGUAGGAAAACUGCAUUAUCCAACAGGUGAAGUUCCAUUUCCAAGAGGUAUGAAAGGACAAGACCUUGAAAAAUCAGAUCAUGGUUCUUCUCAAAAUACCAGCAUGUCUAGCAUCUAUCAGAAUUGUGCAAUGGAGGUUUUGAUGUCCAGUUGUUCACAGUGUACCACUUGUGGAGCUUUAGUCUAUGAUGAAGAAAUUAUGGCUGGAUGGACAGCAGAUGAUUCAAAUUUGAAUACAACUUGUCCAUUCUGCAAAAGCAAUUUCUUGCCUCUUCUCAAUAUAGAAUUCAAAGAUUUGAGAGGUUCUGCAAGCUUUUUCCUGAAACCAAGUACUUCUGGUGACAGUUUACAAAGUGGAAGCAUUCCACUGGCAAAUGAAUCCUUGGAGCACAAACCUGUAUCCAGUUUAGCAGAACCUGACUUGAUCAACUUUAUGGAUUUACCAAAACAUAACCAGACCAUAACUGAAGAAACAGGCUCUGCAGUUGAACCAAGUGAUGAAAUAAAGAGAGCCAGUGGAGAUGUCCAAACUAUGAAAAUUUCAUCUGUGCCUAAUAGUUUAUCAAAGCGAAAUGUAUCUUUGACUCGAAGUCACAGUGUUGGAGGCCCCUUGCAGAAUAUUGACUUUACCCAGCGACCGUUUCAUGGCAUUUCAACAGUUAGUCUUCCAAACAGUCUGCAGGAAGUUGUGGAUCCUUUAGGAAAAAGGCCCAAUCCUCUCCCUGUUUCUGUGCCCUACUUGAGUCCUCUAGUGCUUCGCAAAGAACUUGAGUCUUUGCUAGAAAAUGAGGGUGAUCAGGUGAUUCAUACAUCUUCUUUCAUCAAUCAACAUCCAAUCAUUUUCUGGAACCUCGUUUGGUAUUUCAGACGUUUGGACCUUCCUAGUAACUUGCCAGGACUUAUCCUCACAUCUGAACAUUGUAAUGAAGGUGUACAGCUUCCUCUGUCAUCUCUGUCCCAGGAUAGCAAACUUGUAUAUAUUCAGCUGUUAUGGGAUAAUAUCAACCUUCACCAGGAACCAAGAGAACCUCUGUAUGUCUCAUGGAGGAAUUUUAAUUCUGAAAAAAAAUCAUCUCUCCUGUCAGAGGAACAACAAGCAACAAGCACUUUAGUAGAAACCAUCAGGCAGAGUAUUCAGCAUAAUAACGUUCUUAAACCCAUCAACCUGCUUUCACAGCAGAUGAAGCCAGGCAUGAAAAGGCAAAGGAGUUUAUACAGAGAAAUCCUAUUCUUAUCAUUAGUGUCUCUAGGAAGAGAGAAUAUUGAUAUUGAGGCCUUUGACAAUGAAUAUGGAAUUGCAUACAACAGUCUGUCUUCGGAGAUUCUUGACAAGUUGCAGAAAAUUGAUGUUCCACCAAGUGCCAGUGUGGAGUGGUGCAGGAAGUGUUUUGGAGCGCCUCUCAUUUAAAUAUUCACUAGAAUUUUGACACACAAGGCUUGGGGAUUGUAUUUAAUCUGGAAACAUUCAAAGUUUUUUUCCAAAUCCUAAUGUGAAAACAGAAAUGAAGUAACUCUUGGGGAUAACAUAAAAUGAAUUAUGAUUCAUAUUGCAUCAUCUCAAAAUAUGAAAUGCCAUUUAAAUGUCCCAGGCACAGGCCUUGUUGACACUGAAGAUUUUCAACUCCUAGACUGUUUUUCUGCCUCUGUGGAAAACUACUUCGGGAUUCCUCAGUAUUUGUAGUAGUUUGAUAGAAAUAGUGGGAACCAUAUCAUUCUAGGCAUUGUCUAUAUUUGAAGUUACUGAGUUUGGGGAAUAGCAAAUUAAAUUUGCCUAACCCCCAAAACAAAUGAAAUGUCUCAAUUAUAAGAGCAACAUGGCUGGGCAUGGUGGCCCAUGCCUGUAAUCCCAGUACUUUGGGAGGAUCACUUGAGGCCAGGAAUUUGAGACCAGCCUGACCAGCAUGGUGAAAACCUGUCUCUACUAAAAAUACAAAAAUUAGCCAGGCAUGGUGGCGCUCCAACUGUAGUUCCAGUUACUUGGGAGGCUGAGGCAGGAGAAUCGCUUGAACCCGGGAGGCAGAGACCACGUCACUGCACUCCAGCUUGGGUGACAGGGUGAGACCGUCUCAAAAAAAAAAAAAAAGACAGCAACAUAUUUGUGUAAGUGUGUAUAUGUGUAGGGCUGUGUAGGUUAUGUUUAUAUACAGCCAUAUUCGAAGUAUAUAUUUAUUAAAAUAGAUUGCAUGUUGCAAUACAGUUUUCUGAAAGGGGUCUCAUUUUGAUGAGAGCUGCCUUCUCUGACUUUAUUAGGUUGGUACAAAAGUAAUAGUGGUUUUUGCCACUAUUAAUGGCAAAAAUUGCAAUUACUUUUGCACCAACAUAAUACACUUUUCAUAUUAUGUAUUAUCUUGCUUAAUGGAUUUUAUCUUGACUAUCCAGUUACUUCCAUCCUCUUCCCAAUAUUUAAAUUUGUAAUACCUUUAAAAUGGGUACAAAUGAAUCAAUCAUCAGAUAGUUAAAAUGAAAAUAAAUCAGCUGCCUAAUAAUUUACAAAAUUAAUUGGAACAUGCUUAAAAUGCUACAGUGUAUGUCAUUGAACGUGAAGUCUUUGUUCAGGCACAUAUAUUGUUGGUAUUGAUCGUUUUUAAAACCUGUGGGAUAAACUUGCACUGCACACAGUUUUAUUCUUGUAUGAUAUUUAGAUUUGUAUGCUUGUGAGUAAAAAUGUGCAUUUGUAAAUACUGUUUUUUAGUUUGGAUCAAUUAAGUCUUAAAAUUUUAAAUUAAGCUUGUUACCAGUAGGAGGUUUAAGAAAAUCAUGAUCUCACAUGCCGCACUUUGACAUUUAUCAUGCCUUUUGUUAAAACUAUCCCUUAGGAACAGUAAGUUUGCCUUAACUCUGCAUGAUUUAAAAAGCCAGUGGUUUUAUGUGUGUUUACAGUAAUUAUGUAGAUGACUCAAUCAGUUGACAUGGUAAAAUUACUUCCAUAUGGUACAGUAACAGCAUAAUUCUCUUCUACCUAUGUAACCAUUUACAAAUUAGUUAUUGUACCAGACUUCGAACAUUUCAGGGUUAAUCUGACCUGUGCAGAAUUUUAGUGUGAAUUUAUUGUGAAAAUGCUAAAAAACUUUUCAGAAAUUAUGUACAAUUUUCAUUACCUUCAAAAUGGAUAUUUUGCACUGCCUCAGAGUAUAUAUUUUUGCAACUGAAGAGUUGGUACUAGUUUUAAUACUUAACACUUACUGACCCAAUAGAAAGUUUGGAAUUACUUUGCAUAUAGAAAUUGAGGUUGAAUAAAAUGAUGUUUGCUGUGUUUUGUUACAUUAAGCCUCCUGAAAUCUGUAAUCUUUAGAAUUCCAAUAUUUUGUUUCCAUUUCUUCACUGUAGUCUAACUCGAAUUUUCACUUGCCAAAGCACUUCCCAUUUAAAAAAAUCUGUAAAGAUAAUAUAUGGCUGUAUCAAAUUGUGAACUUUCCAAUAACUUUAACAAUCAUACUUUGAAAACCUUAGCCUGCUGCUGCCAUUUAGAUAUUGGGACUGAUUUCUUGUUAUAAAUUCUUAAAGGCUUUUUCCAAUGCCCACCACAGAGAGGGCACCACUAAAAAUUUACAGGAAAAAAACAUUACUAUGGAAAGAUUUAGAAAUGCCCAGAAUGACUUGUAGCACUGUAUGCAACUUUAAUCCUGAUUACUUUUUUCAAAGCAAUCUUUGAAAGAUUGCUUCUUUCAAAUUAGUCCAGAUUACUUAGUGGUACCUUAUAUUGGUUUGGGGCUUGAUAGCAAUUUUUUUUCUUCCAACUAAUGAAAUUGUAUAGGUUGAUCACAACCUGCAUAAUGACCUCAGAAUGACUUGCAUGUCUUUGGAGAACUUACUACUUGCUCACAUGUGUAGUAAUCCUAACACUUUGGGAUGCCAAGGCAGGCAGAUCACUUGAGCCCAGGAGUUCAAGAGUGGCUUGAGCAACAAGGCAGAACUCUACAAAAAGCACAAAAACUAGCCAGGUGUGGCACUGCAUACCUAUAGUCCCAGGCUUAAGUGGGACAAUCACUUGAACCCAGGUCAAGGCUGGAGUGAGCCAGGCCACUACUCUCCAGCCUGGGCAGAGUGAAACCUGUCUCAAAGCAAAAAAGAAGUCUAAGGAGAACCUUAAAGAAUAUCCUUAUUUUGUGGCUGCACUCAUUUCAGAAAGGGUGUUUCUCACGUUUUGUACAUCAUCAUACAAAACUUUGGAUCAUACACCGGACUCAUCUUAUGGCUUUUAAGUUCCUCUCCGGUUUUAUCAGUCCUUUUAACUUUGGGUAAACUGCUAAAUUUCUCCCCUUUGCUUUUUGAGAGGGAGUCUUGCCAUCUCCCAGGUGGGAGUGCAGUAGCAUAAUCUCAGCUCACUGCAACCUGUUUCCCCAGUUCAAAUGAUUCUCCUGCCUCAGCCUUCCAGGUAGCUGGGAUUACAGGCCCCCACCACCACACCUGGCUUCAUUUAGCACCUGCCUCAGCCUCCUCUUUGCCUUUUAAGUUCUGCAUUCUGUAUUAAUCACCAGCUAAGAUUCUUUUCAUGUUAUGUAGCUUUUUAACACCAUGUAGUAAGAGGAAUAGAUUUAAGAAUCUUGGUAGGCAUCCAGGGACUGAGGCCACCAUUGCUGUCCUCACACCUGGGAGCAUUUUAAUGUAAAAAUAAAUAAAUAAAUAAAAAAACAGACCCCUAGGUGAUUCACAUGUACAUUUCAAACUUUACUUUGUAAAGCUAUUACAGCAGUUCUAACAAAUAAAAAGCUUGCAUUACUUCAACCUUAAAGCCCAAUGAGCCUUCUUGUAAAGAUUUUGAUAUUGUCACAAUAAUAGCAUAAAAACUAUUAGAAAAAAAUAUAGUCAGUUCUUUUUCAGAGUGAAACAGCAUAACAAUUCACUGGAGUUGAAAAGCUUUGUUAAAGCAAAUUUGCACUGGUUUAAAAAACUUUUAAGAUGGUAUCCACUAAAACUAUGCCUUAAAAGUUACUUUUUCUU
This is a messenger RNA of Cebus imitator (Panamanian white-faced capuchin), 9130 nucleotides long. RefSeq names its product DENN domain containing 4C (gene DENND4C). Gene Ontology annotation, cellular component: cytoplasmic vesicle. Bases 18 to 5597 code for a protein of 1859 amino acids. Gene Ontology annotation, biological process: regulation of Rab protein signal transduction. The record is from RefSeq and is a predicted model, not a curated record. Lineage: Eukaryota; Metazoa; Chordata; Mammalia; Primates; Cebidae. The transcript has 30 exons.